AUGAUAUGGGUCAUACGCUCAAAAGAGCAGAUCUGGAACAUGCUGGUGAGCUUGCAGAGCCACAACUCCGGUCCCAACAGGACGAGGACGAUGCAAGCCUUGUUCAGCACCCUUUACCUCGGUGGGGUCGAUGCGCUCCUCGAGGUGACGAAGAGCAGCUUCCCCGAGCUCAACGUCACGACACAGGACUGCACCGAGAUGAGCUGGAUCGAGUCGAUCCUCUACUUCGCGGGGUUUCCGAUCGAUGGGCCCUUGGAAGUCUUGCUCAACAGGAGCUCCAACACCAAAUUAUACUUUAAGGACAAAUCGGAUUACGUGAAGGAGCCAAUCCCAGAUAGUGGCUUAGAGGGGAUGUGGGAGAGGUUCUUUGAGGAAGAUGACGGGGUGGCUCAAAUGAUUUGGAUCCACUAUGGCGGGAAAAUGAGCGAGAUCUCCGAAUCUGCCCUUCCCUUCCCUCACAGAGCUGGGGUUUUGUACAAGAUCCAGCACUUAACGUCAUGGACCGAUGGAGGCAACGAGGUUGCUUCAAAGCACGUGAGUUGGAUACGAAGCUUCUAUAGUUAUAUGGCGCAGUAUGUGUCGAAAUCGCCUCGAGAGGCCUAUAUCAACUACAGGGAUCUCGACAUUGGAACGAACAACGUGAAAGGCGACACGAGUUAUAAGCAAGCAAGCGCUUGGGGAAAGAAGUACUUCAAGAACAAUUUCGACAGACCCCCAGUCAUGAAUCUAGGAAGUUCGCCUCCUCGUUUUGGGAUCCCUAGACAUGUGGAUACUCAGGAGGUGGAGUACCCUUUAGGAGACGACCGGGCUUAUAUCAAGUACUUAAGCAUUGUUUGGGUUGACGAAGGCGGAUUAUACCUGAAGCUUUACUCAUGGCGAGUUGUUGACCCCAAGGAGCCGGUUAAGGAGCCGCCCAUGGUGCCCCCGGUGGAGCCGCAGGCUGUGCAUCCAUUGCAGGCGAUCCCUCCAUACCGUGGUCCGUGUAUUCCUCCGGGGCAUGAGUUAGAGGACUCAGGAGAAGGCCGGGUGGAGGAUGACCCUUAG
Syzygium oleosum is the source of this 1044-nucleotide messenger RNA. RefSeq names its product berberine bridge enzyme-like 26. Bases 1 to 1044 code for a protein of 347 amino acids. The transcript has 3 exons. The record is from RefSeq and is a predicted model, not a curated record. NCBI's taxonomy places the organism in Eukaryota, Viridiplantae, Streptophyta, Magnoliopsida, Myrtales, Myrtaceae. Gene Ontology annotation, molecular function: flavin adenine dinucleotide binding; oxidoreductase activity.